AUGGCUUCGCUGCGGUUACUCCUCCUAGCGACAAUCUCUAUUUCCAUUCCCGUAUCUCUUUCACGAGCGCAACUCGAUGGCUCUGCUUCUGCUGUUUCCGGCUCAGUAGCUUAUCAACCAUCGGCAUUCGAGGCGUACAUGCAAGAAAGAUGGCGGAAAGAGGAGCUUCUCAAGAAGGACAACCCGGAAGAGUUCGCCGCUUAUAAUGCUCGCGAGCUCUCAAAUCACAUGCUCCGGCGAAGCCUUGCCAGCGGUCCGAUCAGAAAGUCUGUUUUCUCCAAGUAUUCCGCUUCUCCCGAGGAACUCGAAGAACAUCGUAUGGUUGGGAGGUUGUUAAGAGAAAAACUGUUCGGCGAGAAAGAAGCGGAAAGUUCCUACUUGGGUCGAAAGCUGCAAGAGCUUCUGAAGCCAAGUUCGCCGAAGCGAAGGAUUCUCGCGCAGCCAGCUUACAUGGAGCUGUACGAAAUGGCGGAUUUUCCUCAGCGAAGAAAGUUACAGGGUAACUCGGGGAAGGUCCAGGCAAUUCAAGCGCCUGACUUGGGAGCGCCUCCUGCUCGCGGCGACUUGAAUAUCACGUGGUUUCGAUGGCAGAGCGUGUCGACGCCGACGCUCGUUGACUGGAGCAUCACGCCGUACAUGACGCCUAUGCUGAACCAGCAGUUCUGCGAGAGCUGCUGGGCGAUGACGGCGACGGACCUCGUGAGCAUCGUGUGGGCGCAGAUCAACAACCAGACGGCGGAGCUACUCUCCACGCAGCACGCCUGCGACUGCUCCUCCUCCGCGUGCUGCCGAGGCGGCUGGCCCGAGUGGGUGUUCCAGUUCAUUAUGGCGAACGGCGGGGUGGCUUCUAACGCGGAUUAUCCCUACGCGGGCAUGAUGAACUCGACGUGUGCGAGCGUCGCGAAGACGAAGCUCAAGGCGAAGAUCAACGGGUGGGAGAAGGUGCCGGCGCGGAGCAACAUGGCGUUGAUGAAGGCCGUGGCGCAGCACCCGUGCUCGUGUAUAUCGCGGCAGCAGCAGCGACUCAUCAAUUAUUCGGGUGGGAUUUUCUUCGGUCAGUGCAGCGGCGAAAUCGACCACGCGGUGGUGGUCGUGGGUUACAGUCUCGUCGACCCGAACUCGCCAGUCUGGAUUUUAAAAAACACCUGGGGACCCUCCUGGGGCGAAGGCGGUUACAUGCGGCUACCGAUGCUGGCGGACGGGCCUGGCAAGUGUAAUAUGUUAAGCGAACGGGGACUUUACCCUACCUUUUACGACAAGACCAAGGGAUCUGCUCUCUGCAAGCUCCCGAUAAAUCCUUGCGGAGGCGGGACGUGUGUGACAACCGGUGGUGCGCGGUGUUGUAACUGCCCGCCCGGAUAUGUAGAGAGACUGGAGAACGACGCGCCUAAGUGCACGGUGGCUACACCUUGUGAUGCGAAUCCGAAUCCGUGCGGUUACGGGACAUGCUACAACGAGUUCGACGGCAGCUACACUUGCGCAUGCCCUGCUGGCUCGGUGAUUGGUUCACGUGUUGAGGGCAGCAUGACUUGCGUUCUCGGCACGUUUCAGUCCGGUCUCCAAACCUACACGAUUCUGCUAGGCGACACCUGCCAAACCAUCGCCAGCACGUUCGGGUUCACCGUAGACUUUCUCCAAGCCAAAAAUCCGUUCCUCGACUGUUCUCAACCACUCACCCCGGGUUAUGUCAUCCUCGUCGCUGUUAGGAAUCAACCAACCCUCAACUGCAACGUUUCGCUGCAGCGGUCGCAGACGCUGUGCGUCGCGCCGGGCGCUCUGUCGUCCACGUCGCCGUUGAUCCGUUCGUGCGGGCGAGUGUACAACGUGGGGCCCGCAGGACCGAUGCACAGACAUCGCCCGUGGAUUCAACAUCUCACUUACGGAUUUCGUCUGGCUGAAUCCAGGGAUCCGGUUGUGACGACAACCCCAUCAACAAUGCCAUUGCAGUCUGUGUGGUCCUCUCACCACAGAGGUAAAUUCUCCCAACUUCUCCCCCCUUCCCCUCCUCUCCCGCCUCUUGUCCAUUUCCAAACACCAUCACCUCCACUAUCUUUCCCACCCAUUCCUGCCUCUCCCCCCACUCUCCUCUUUCCCCCCCUUCCUCCCCACUUUCUUACUUUCGCUAUUCUCUGGAAGCUGUACCCAAUUCGCGCUCCAAGCGAGUGCUCAAAUCGUUGGCAAUGCAUUCUUCUCUCCGCCACCUACUGUCCUUUCUUCUCAGCCGCUUCUUUGAUCUUUGAACUCUUCCUCUCUCCCCCCAUCCGCCUUUCCCUUACCCCGUUUUUCUUUGCAGUUUGUCACAGUCGACUGCUCCUCGUGUGCUACCCGCCGUACCUCCAAAUCGGGCAGAAAGUCUGUGUGAACGGCACAACACAGUCCAUGACCAAGUAUCCUCUCUCCCCGAACGUGAUCCCCUACUCCGUGGGAGUCAACGACACGCUCGCGUCCAUCUCACAGCAAUACGCCUCCAUGUGUCCAAAUAACACGUUCCCAGCGGAUAUCUGCUCGUCAAACUCCUUCCCAGACUGCACAGACCAGUCCAUUACACCCAGUCAAAUGAUCCUCAUUCCCUGCACGAGAAAGAUCGCGGGGGAUAUUUGCGCCGAUUCCCUCCCCGUCUGCGGGGCGGACUAUGUGACUUACAAGUCGGUGUGUCAUGCAGUGCUAAGCUUUGCGCUGCCACUGGUGAGGACCGGCCCGUGCAACCUGUGCAAUGAGGGGAUCUGCCAGAACCGGACGGCGAUAGAACCGAUUCCAAACACGUGCCCGGCGCCGCCCGGCAUGUGCCCGUUCCCAACAUGGCCUCUUACUCCGGAUUAUUUCUACUACUGUCCAUGGUUGUUCAAAUCCCAGUGUGACUGCUUGCUGUACACCUGUGAUUAUCUCUGUAACAGAACGGCAGCAUACUACAAGUACACCCUGGGCAGCAAGUACGCCUUAUACAGAAAUGCGACAGAAGAGGAUGACGUGUCGAAGCUGGAUGUCCCGUGCGCGUGCUCCGGUAGUCUCAAGUACGCGCAUCACGAUUGCAUCCAGAGGUGGUGUAACGAGAAGGGCAACACGCAGUGCGAAAUUUGCCAUCACCCGUUCAAAGAGGGCUACACCGCGCCGCCCCCGCCCGCCUCGCCGCCAAUCACGCCGGGUCUCGUGGCGCUGCAGUUCCGCGACGGCUCGGGGCAGCUGAGCCACAUCGUCACGUUCCGCGACGCGGUGACGGGCGAGGAGCUGCGCUUCGGCCUCGAGGACUUCGCGUCGGCGCCCGCGGCGCCGGAAAUCCCGGAGCCCGCUACCGUCAGCUGCCUAAAGUCGCUCAUUAUUAUCGUUCUGUUGCUCAUCUUCGCGCGGCACUUUUUCGCGCUCGUGCUCGAGGCCAGUGGCGAUGACGACGACGUUGACGAAGACUCUGCGGAGUUCACGAUAUUUCUGAUGCAGCUGCUCGGCAUUCUGCUGCCGUGCUUCAUCCUCGCGCGCGCCCUUGCUGCCAUACACGAGCGCUACCGCCAGGAAUUCGCCGAGGCAGAAGCAGCCGAAGCUGCCACUCGGCUCUCCCUCCUCCUCCAAUCCCGUUUCAACACAUCAGCAUCACGUGCCAGUAGCACAGACACAUCCACACACACAUGCACAUGCACACACACACAUGCACACACACACACACACACACAUGCACACGCACACACACACAUGCACAUGCACACACACACAUGCACACACACACACACACACACAUGCACACGCACACACACACAUGCACAUGCACACACACACAUGCACACACACACACACACACACAUGCACACGCACACACACACAUGCACAUGCACACACACACAUGCACAUACAUGCAAACAUGCACAAGCAAACACACACAUGCACAUACAUGCAAACAUGCACAAGCACACACACACAUGCACAUACGUACACACAUGCACAUGCGUGCACAAAAGCACAUGCACAGGCACGCACACAUGUACACACCCCGCAUUGCACAC
This is a messenger RNA of Closterium sp. Yama58-4, 3989 nucleotides long. Lineage: Eukaryota; Viridiplantae; Streptophyta; Zygnematophyceae; Desmidiales; Closteriaceae. The record is from the annotation of a GenBank genome assembly.